AUGUGUUAAAAGAACUGUGAAAUUGCUAAUGCAUUUUUCAAUGUAAAAAUUUAUUUUUAAUCAUUAACAAAUCAAUCUGAUAAAUUUUUAUACAAAUUUAUAAAACUCCACUUUUUACCUGUACAUCUCAUGGAUUACAACGACAGGUUUUUAUAUGACCUUGUUUUAAAAGAUAAUAACAUCGAAUUGCUUCGAAAGGAAUUGGCCAAAGGGAAGGAUCCAAAUCUCACAGAUUCUAGCGGGGAAACACUACUUCAUAUAGCAGCGAAAGGUAUCUUCGAUAACCCAGGAAUUGUGCAGGAGUUAAUUAACGCUGGUGCUGAUGUAUGUGGAUUGGACCGCUACUUCUCCACACCUCUGCAUUUUGCAGUUAUAUGUGGAAAACGCAAAGUUGUCGAUGUACUUCUACAAACGGAUGUUUCCAUCAACCAGAAGAAUCAACACGGAAUGACAGCUUUGCAUUAUGCUGUCAAUAAAAAUGCUAGCCCUAAAUCCAAUAUCCCUGGGCUAGCUGUUGAUAUGUAUAUAAUUAAAAAGCUGUUGGACCAUAGACUCAUAAAUGUGGACGCAACUGAUAGUUACCACCAAACGCCACUUAUAUUGGCUAUUAAAAAUGAUCAUUUAGAAAUUGUAAAGAUGUUGCUCAAUAAGAAUGCGAGUGUAGAUACUUCAGACUCUUUCGGACUUGCACCUUUGCAUCAUGCCCUGUUUUAUCGUAAUCACCGCAUUGUAGUCACCCUACUUCUGAAAAAAGCCAAUCUUCUUACAAUGGCUAGAGACGGUCAGACUCCAUUGGAUAUUAUCACAAAUUUGGAAUGGGAUGAAUUUGCGCGCACAUGUUUAAAAGUAAUCGCAUCUAAUUAUAGUUUUAAGGAACUGUUGACAAAUAAAUUAAUAAAAUCUCCUGAGUUUUGGCAAUUUCUGAACAAAUGCUGGAACGAGAUUGACUACAUGAAAAGCGAUGUUAUUGCGAAUGAGUUGACAGUUUUUGAUUUUUUCAGUAAAUGUGCUGCUAAACCUGGAUUUGAUGAUCCGAUAUUACAGAUUUAUAAACCUGUUGUUGAAAAGUUACUCACUGGAAACUAUCCGGAAUAUCUGAGUUAUAUAUUUAACCGCAUGUCGAAGUCAACAAUGUAUUUAGUAUUAGAAGUCUACAUUAAUGAGAAAUAUUGUAAUAAGCCUUGUAGAAUGGAAUAUUUUACAGAAUUUUCGAAAAUUAUUAAGAUUGGUCUGCUGUGUGAGUAUUUAUCAAAUGAGGACAUCUUUUGUUUAAUUGUAGCAUUUACUGAGACAAAGAAAAGUGAAUAUUUGCUAGAUUUUCAUGAGCAUGAGUGGUAUUUGAAUGAUUUAUGGGCUGUUUUUCCUGAUAAACAUUUUUUUUAAAAUUUUAAUAUCAAUUGUCAUUU
Argiope bruennichi is the source of this 1406-nucleotide messenger RNA. Its product is annotated as ankyrin-3-like. Gene Ontology annotation, molecular function: protein binding. Lineage: Eukaryota; Metazoa; Arthropoda; Arachnida; Araneae; Araneidae. The transcript has a single exon. The record is from RefSeq and is a predicted model, not a curated record. Bases 130 to 1383 code for a protein of 417 amino acids.